AUGCGCGACUGGAAAGCAGAUGGGUGCCGCUGGAAAAGUGGAUCAUGGCGUGAAUGGCCAAAAAAUAACGAUUUAUUCAAAAAGAAAUACUUCUCGUGUAUUAAUACUGAUGGAGAGGCGUCUGUGACACAUAAAACGUUUGCUGGAGAAGCAAGCAUUGAUUCGCCACGUGAUCUCACACAAGUUAAACAUUAUCAUCAAAAGUUUUUGCAACAAAAACAUAGCACAAACGAUGAAUUAUUACAUCUCAUAUUAUCAAAUGAAUUGAAAGAUUACAUCCGAACAUAUCAGAUUCAACCACAAUUAAGUGUAGUGUUAAUACACACCGUCGGUGAAAAUUUAUUUGGCCAGUUACUGGAAUUAACCACAAAACCGAUGCCACUGUACUACGACACAACUUUUAAUAUCGGCGACUACUACGUGUCUGUCAGUUUGUUUAAAUUGCACCGUGAUGUUAUUUUGCUAAUUUUGUUUUUAGAUUUUAACUUAUUCAAACGUUCUGUUUAUUGA
Didymodactylos carnosus is the source of this 510-nucleotide messenger RNA. The record is from the annotation of a GenBank genome assembly. NCBI's taxonomy places the organism in Eukaryota, Metazoa, Rotifera, Eurotatoria, Philodinida, Philodinidae.